AGCGGAGCCACUUCGCGAAGGAAGCGACGCCCAAGCCACACUCCGGAGGAGCCGCACUGCCAGAGAACCUCAGCCACACACACGGUGAGUCCUCGUCUCCCCUCCCCACGCGUCAUCUCACAUCCCCAUCUCUCUUGGUCUCCGUUUGUCCUGCUCCUCCUAAGUUUCCCAGGACGCUUCUCCUCUCCAUCUGCUAAAAGCCCCCUCUUUAGGGUUUCAACUCGACUGUCUUUCGCUUUCCAAUCUCAUCGGUGCUUAAAUCUGCGGAGAUUUUUUUUUCCCUUUCGGGGUUUCCCCUCUUUUCUCCACGCGUCAAAGAUUUGACGUGUUUCCAAGGCUUCUUGCAACUUUUUCUCCGCGCGCUCCUCCUUCGCGUUAGAGUUUGCUCCGGGAGAAGGCUGCCAGCCUGCACCCACUUCCUCGGGAGUAAGCCCCACUGGGAUCAACGGGACUCACUUUUGAGUAGAUCGGUGGAUAGGGUUGUCCCACAGAAUUCUAGUCCUUAAUGGCCCCAGUCGGUUUGAAAGUUCUCCGUCGCCAUUGCUGGAUUUUAAACAAAUUCCCUUUGUGAAAAUAACUUUUUCCUUCCCACGUUUGCCUGCUUUUCAGGGAUUGGAGUUCCCUUCCUAUGGACACUGGCUGUUUGAGCCGUUUCACUGGGAAAGGUGAUGAUGAACCACUAGGAGGAACACGAAUGGUUGAUCUGGGGCAUAAUAACAUUUGGAACCCAUCAAUUGUUGUCUAUUGUCUUCUAGUUCAGUGGCAGAGCAAAACACCUGCUUUUUCCACAAUGCUGAGCCAGAGGAACCAAUAGUUCUUCCCCACACUGCUUAUUACAAACAUAAACUCGCUUCUCCAAAGGAAAAAAACUUGCCAGUUCAGUGGGGUUUGUUCCUUUUUCUAAAGGAACCUUGGGGAAAGAUUGUUGGGAUUUCCAUGAUUGAUUGAUUGAUUGAUUUUUAAGAGAGAAUUUAAGAGAGACUAUAAAAUAAACUAAAACCAGAAUGUUGACUUGGAGCAAGGAUGUGAAAGCUGUUAAGCUUCCUAGAUUUUUUCUUUACUCAGCAGAAAUAAAAGAACGACUUACGAACUCUGUAAAAUCCUUUGAAGCUUUAAUUAACAAACAAACGUACAACCAAAAGGAAUGUCGUCUAAUAUUGAUUCUAAAUAUGGGAAAUACAGGGCUGAAUUUAGUUUGCCUUGCUCCGACCUGCUCCCAGAAUCCAUUUUCAACACCACCACGAUGCAGUCUUGGAGCAUGUCCUGAGUCAUUAAUUUUAUUUAGCUAUUUAAAAGAUGUCUAUGCCCCCUUCAUUUUUUUCCCCAGUGAGGGGCACAGUGCGGUCGGUUCAAACCAUAAAACCUACAAACCACACUUAUCCUUCCCCAUUAAGAAACUACAAACAAUUGGCACACUAGGUGGUCAUUUAGCUUGUUCUCCAAGCAGACCUAACUCCCAGCAAGUCUUGCUUUGAAGAAAUUUAGCCAAGGACCUACAAUAUUCAAUACAUCAGAGUAGUUUUGCUAGUUGAUGGGUUCUUCCGAUUACAACAAGGGACUGGGGACCACCCCUUUCACUGUCUUUUUGCCCCUGCCCCCAAAACAAUGGUUAGCGAGAAACAUUUAAUGUGAUGCUUUCUGCCUUGCCUUGCCUCACCCUUCCACCCGGCAUCCUUCCCUUGUAUUCUACAGAUGCAAGGGAUGAUGCGGUUGUGGCUGUCUGCGAUGACGCUUGCCCUGUGCCUGCUGAUCUGCCUGGGGACUCUGGCAGAAGCAUAUCCAUCCAAACCGGACAGCCCUGGCGAGGAUGCUCCUGCAGAAGACAUGGCCAGAUACUACUCGGCACUGAGGCAUUACAUCAACCUCAUCACACGACAGAGGUAGGUGCCAAAAGGGGGCAUCGCCACCGUCACUCUGGGCGGCAAGAGCGACGUCAUGGUUAAGGACACCUACCACGUAUCACAGAUCCAUUAUACGACUGCCGGAUGCGAUACAAUGUUAGUUCUUCAUCAUGAGUUUCGUCAGGGGUGGCUAACCUGUACCCAGCCUCAAAUGUUUUCGCAUCCUCGCUCCCAUCAGCUCCCAUCAGCAUUGUCAGUGGUCAGGGAUGAUGGGAGUCGUCAUCCAACGUGAUAAGGAGGACCAUAGGUUAGCCAUCCCUGAUUUAUAGCCUGCCCAAUUCCAGAAUGUGCAAUGCACGUAGGAAAAUCUACAUAUUUGAAGGGCUCCCAGCCUCAUUCUAGUGCAGGCACCCCCAAACUUGGCCUUCCAGAUGUUUUGGGACUACAACUCCCAUCAUCCUUAGCUAACAGGACCAGUGGUCAGGAACGAUGGGGAUUGUAGUCCCAAAACAGCUAGAGGGCUGAGUUUGGGGAUGCCUGUUCUAGUGGCACACCCACUCAUCCUGCAUGGAAAUAUAAAAAUGAAAAAUGCAGCCUAUUGCUUAUUUUUUACCUUGAAUUGCUAUUAGGUCCUACUUUGUUGUGUAGAAAGGCAGUAUUAUUACUACUAUUAUUACCAUUGCACAUUUGUCACUACUGCAGCACUAUGGCAGGGCAAGCUGCACCUGGUGAACAUCUUCCCUUCUACUCAACAAUUAAAUAAAUGCAUAGGAUCCUAGAACCUAUAGCAAUCUCAGGGGUGUUUGCAUACUUGCUAUUUGCUCAUCCCUUUCCUUCUGGGAAUCCAGAUGUGGUUCAUUCCUAACUGUUGUAUUCAUGCAUUUUUUCUAUUAUCACCCUAAUCCUUCCUCGGUCCUAAUAGUGAUCAUCUGUUGCAAUUUAAGCAGACAGCUGUUCCUCAUAGUUGCAAUGCAAUAGUUCAGGUGCAAAGCAAUGCUAUUAUUUCUCUCUCAGUGGAUGUGCAGUUGGUGCUGAUGAUGAUAACUGGGUAAUCUCACCCCUCAAGGGGCAGCUGAUGUUUCAUUUUCACUUCAUUUCACAUUUAAUUUGUAUACUGCCUUUCUAUGUUGCUAUACUCAAGGCAGUUUACAAAAAACAAAUGAUCACACACUUUAUGAUAAUUUGUUCCAAUACAAAAAAUGUUGUAAUAAAAACACAAUAAGCAACUUAUAUCAAAUAAAGUAAUAUUCAAUAAUCCAUCAGAAUAUAAAAGUAGCCAAUAAAAAUAACUCUCAAAAUACCAGCAAAUAAUAAUGACACAGAAAUCCACUCUUAACCAUUACAUUGCAUAAUUACUAAACAAUAAUCAAUAAAAAUAACUGCGUCACAAUGCACAAAACCCCCCACAAUACAUACAAAACCAUGUAAAUAUGUAAAUGGAUCAAAUUGAGAAACAAAGACACGCACUUUAAGAAAUUAUUUUUAACCUGGAGCUUCCCAGAUGUUGUUGGAUCAUCCCUGACCAUUGGCCAAGCUGGAGAGGGCAGAUGGGUGUUGAAUUCGCACAUCUGGAGAGUACCAUAUUGGCUACCCCUGGUGUUCACCAUGGGAAGCAAAGCCUCUUCCAAAACACUGUCAUCUUCUAAAACUCCCUCCCCCUUCAUUCCAGCUUAAUGGAGGUAUCUAUAAAUGUAAGGACUAGAAGCCUGAGACUUGUUGCAGAAAGUGCAGCACAGGAUAUUUGUUCCAUACGUUCAUAAUUUGAAUAAACAAUUAUAGGCGUGGACGGUUUAAUGUUUCAUGUUGAAAAAAUGUCAUUUAGCAACCUCUCUGGGAAGCUGGUCACAAGAGCAUGCAUUAUAGAAAUGCUUCAUUCAUUCUCCAAUGACACUUAUUCCCCGCCUGUGUUCCUAUAGUAGAGGAGCCUUAUGUUGCCUUAGAUCCAGCAGGUUCAGAAACUUGAUCCAUUCAGUCAAACAGUUCAAACCUUUUUGUUUAAGCAAACGGUAGAUUUUUUUUAAUAAAAAAGGUUUAGUUUAGUUUUUUAAAAAAACAACAAUUUUGGAUUAUAUAUCCCUUUUUCUGAUGCACUUAUUGGACUAUUUUGGAUAAAUUUUGUAUUAUAUUUUAUAGUAAUUAAUGGUUUCAUUGUUCUCCACUUUUAAAGCAUUUUUUGUUAAAAAGUGGAUUUUUUAAAAAUGGAAGGAGAAGAAAUUAAAUAUCUUAAGUUACGGGCCUUUAGAAUGUAUGUAUGAUAAAGAUUAGGCUGGAAUAUCCUUUUAGGAAAGGGGGAAAAAAGAUUGCAUCCUGGUCGAUGGGAGAGAGAUAUUCUUCUAUCGCAUCAAUUUCAGAGUUCAAAUAAAAACUAAAAUUCCGAGGAAUAAUCUCUCCAUUUGGAUGCCCACAAUAACUUAAUUCAAAUGGUCAUUAGAUGUUGUCCCAUUUAGUCCCAGAAAGUGAUUACAACACAGUCCAGGUUUGGUUCAUGUCCUAAUUGAGUUACUAUUCAAACCAGAGGAGAUAGUUUUAAUUAGGUUGCCACUGGUUCUGUGCUCUCACAGUUGGGGGGGAUUGAAUUAGAAGGCAGAAUGAUCAUUUCAUCUUGUUAAAGACGCCUUAGCAAACUGGUAACUUAGUGUCUGUGCAAUAAAAUAUGCCCCCCCUAAACCCCCCCCCCGAUGAAGAGCCCACUGGAAAGGCCUUUCAUCAAAAGGAGUUUAAUGGCAUGUGCUCACAAGAAUAAGUCUACCGUGUGAGCCAAUGGACUUUAGAUAUAACAAGCACAAUUUCCAGUAAUCGUUGCAAUUUUUUCAGGUAUAUUUACUAUUGCCUGUAUUCACUCGUCCUUUUAUUUUUAUCACAUCUCUCCAUGUGUUCAUACAAAGAGCAAGUCAGGAUUGUUCUUCUGGACAAUCCAGCCUUGUGUGAAAUUCCAGCCCUUUGUAGGGUUUGGUACUUGAAGAGCUCCCCCCAAAAAGAGGAUCAGAUUGUGGUACUGUAAGAAAAUUGCAUAUAUGCCACACACUGGAAUUGUGGGUGAGAGAGAAAUUCGGUUCAUAUUUUAAUGCAAAUCUACCUGAUUCACAUUUCCGAAAGCAACACGUGAAUUGAAAUGUAGCUAUCCUUUGAAAUGUGAUUUUUUAAAAAAGGAUUUUGCAAUGCCAAAACACGUACCUGAAAAUGAGUGUAUUAGGUGAGAGUGUGCAUAAACACGCAUAAACACGAAAAAAAGCUUACAAAAUUGCAUCAUAUUAGGGAAAACUGCAUACAAAAAUGUGUAUAUUAGGAGAAAGGCACAUCGAAUGUGUUGACGAAAAUAUUUGCCAGACUGAUGCAGAAAUGUGGUGGACAGAACAUAAUAGUGGAAAAAUUAGGAACACAGAGAAACUGAAAUUGACCGAUUUGUCCAUCUCUGGUCAGAAGAGCCAGCUCCCCGUCACUGUGUGUGUUGUGAAAAAAAUGAGAAAUGAAGGAAGAGAAAAGGAGCUAACUGUAUUUUUUUAUUAACUUGAAAAAGGAAUACUGCACAGCAUUUUAAUACUAGAUAAGGAACCAUUCCUUAAUAAGGAACAAAUAGCAAAGCAUUUAGAAGCGAUGGAAUAAGAGCUGUUCAACAGUGGAACUGACUCCCUUGGGACUCUCCUUCCUUGGAGAUUUCUAAGCAGAGGUUGGAUGGUCAUUUGUCAUGGAUGCUUUAGUUGAGAUUCCUGCAUUGGAGGGGUUGAACCAGAUGACCCUUAGGGUCCCUUCCAAUGUUACAAUUUUAUGAUUCAGAUUAAUUGAUUCCACAUCAAAGUGCCAGGCAUAAGAAGAGGACGAAGUGGGAAAAUGUGUUUCCACCAGUAUAUUUUGUCUAUUAGACCACUUCUACAGAAGACUUGGGGGGGGGGGAAUGCCCUUAGCUUACCGUUCACAAUUUUUGCCGUAUAUAAAUAUUAAUCCUGGAUAGAAAACAGGCCGUUUUUUUCAAGUGAAAUGUACAUUACAACCAGCGUAAGUUGUACAUUUCCAUUACGGAACAAUUGAAACAAAACCUGAUUUAAGCCUUGCAUGUGAAAAGGUUUUAAGAGAGGAUGGAAUGUACCACUUUUCAACAAAGAACACCCAUAAGGCAAACAAGAAACAAAUGGGAAUACCAAACCUCUGUCUGUUUCAAGCCCUCAUCUCCUUUUGUAGAAGAAGACACAAGCUGGAGGAGAAAGAUCCAUGCCUUGCUACGCAAAACAGGAUCUCAGCCCUGUGUCCCUCUGUUCCUUUGAUAGGAUCCAAGUGAACAGGCUACAAGGUUUGGGGCUUUGUAGAAAAAAGGAGAGCAAAGGUGGAUGUGACUGAUGUUUGCCAAAUUGUGCAUAGCGUAGGGAAAGCAGAAUGGGAGACAUUUUUCUUCCUCUCACAUAAUGAACAUAAUGAACAGCCCAGAUCACUCAACGAAGCUGAAUGCUGAAAGACUGAGGGCAUAGUUGAGCUAUGGAAUUCAUUGCCACAAGAUGCAGUGAUGGCUGCCAACUUUGAUGGCUUAAAAAAAAGGCACUUGGAAAACUUCAGGAGGUGGGGGGCGGGAUCAGGCUUUCAAUGGUGACUAACCAUGAUGGCUAUAUACCGCCUUCAGUGUUGAAGGUGGUAUCGUGAUGACAAGAUCCUGAGUGGGAGAGUGCCACUCUGCUCAAGCCCUGCUUAUGGGCUUCCCAUGGGUGUUUGGUUAGUAGAUGCGAAAGCAGAUUGCUGGACUUGAUGGGCCCUGGUCUGAUUCAUCUCUCAUCUGAGUGUUUCCCACAGUGGGAGAUGAUUCAACAGAGAGAGGGGAGAAGCUGGCUUUCCAACCAUCCUCUGUGCCUUGUUUGGUUUCUAAGAAUCACCUAUACAGGCUUAGGGCUGUAGUGUUUGAGGAACAGCCAGACCAGCAACAUACAGAAAUUGUCAGGAGUUCAGCCUACACUUGAGUAGGACCCUGGCAGAGAUACAUGCCUGACUGGCAUGUUCUCUCCCUCCUGGUCUUUCGUUCGGGAGCUUCAAAAGCUUUCUUCAGCCCAAACAUCACGGCGACCGAUGCCUACCGACACUGGCACACUUAGGGAUCCACAGAGUUUGCGCAUCAUGCGUGACAGACCUCAGCAACUCAGCAUUUUGGCUACUCUAUUUUAUUUACAUAUAAACACACACGGAGCACUGCAACAUGGCUCCCUCUUUCUCUAGCAUCAGACAGCAAAGAGAAAAAGAACAAAGGACAAUAGUCCCACUUCACUGAACACAGUAACACAAACAUCCUGUCUCCGUCACUUCCCACUCUAUGGAAUCAAAACAUAUACCGUCAUGUGAAAGACAACAAUCCCAUGACUGCAGCCAUGGAGCAGGAAUUCUAACAGAAAUAACCCAUUUAAUCCCCAUAAUGCAGGGCCUUCUGGUGUGUACAUUGUGAACGUACCCUCUGAGGGAUUUCUAUGUGCCAAAUAUCUUACACCAUGAGAAAGAUCUCAAAAGCGUUUCUUACGACAGAACAUUCAAACACCCCUUACCAGCAACAAGAAGAGUGUGUGUGUGUUGGUCUCCCCCCCCCCCCCAAAAUCCCACACUGGUAGAUUUUUGCAGCUCCAAAGCUUUGCUUUCAGCCCUGCCCACAGCUUCUUCCUUCUCCCCAUGUGACAUGGCUCAGCAGCACUCUAGCAGUUCAUGAAACUCCAGCAGUGCCUGUCAGUGAUGUUAGAUUUGUGAUGUCGGCUGCGUUCACACCACACAUUCAAGGCCUAUUUAAAGCACAUGUUUUCUGCGACAUAAUGUAUAUUUGUGUGUUGCGACAUGCAUUUUUGUGCUCCCUCCCUCCUGAUAUAUGCACAAUCUUGUGCCUGUCUUUGGGUUGGAGAACUGCACCAUAACAUUCAGAGGAGAGAACAUAAGAAGACCCUGCUGGAGUAGGCCAAUGGCCCAUCUAGCCCCACAUCCUUUUCACACAGUGGCCAACCAAACGCCUGUGAGAAGCCCCCAGGCAAGACCCAGCCAUAGGAGUACUCUCCACUUCUGUGGUUUCCAGCAACUGGAAUUUAGAAGCUUUGCUGUCUCAGACAGUGGAGGCAGAGUGUGAACUGGAAAGCACAGCUGCGUCACAUUCAGUUGGCCUGUUGGUUCAGGAACUGUGAAUUGCAUAGUGAAGCGAACCAAAUUUCGCCCCGAUCCCUGGCAAUUGUUCCACAAAUAACAUGACCAUCUGAAUCCACCUCUAGCAAAAGCAUCUUGCCACCAUUGGUUCUUCUUGGAAAACUGAACUAGAGAUCAAAACAGUCUUUGGCUGCCAUCCUAAGCAGCUACAUACCUCGAAGGAGUAAACACCAUGGAAUUCAAUAGGACUUCCUCUCGAGUCAACAGACAUAGGGUCAGUUAGGGUUAUUCACUCAUGAUAUGAUGUAAAAACAAACAAACCACAGGCAAAGGUAGGUUUCCAGUUUUUUCUUUUAAAAAUAGUUCCAUAAGACUCCUUGUUGAACCAGGCAGAGGGCCUUCUCAGUAGUGGUGCCCGCCCUGUGGAAGGCCCUCCCUUCAGAUGUCAAGGAAAUAAACAUCUAUCUGACUUUUAGAAGACAUCUGAAGCCCUGUUUAGGGAAGCUUUUAAUGUUUGAUGUUGUUGCUUUUUUAUUAUUGUUAUUGGUGUUCUGUUGGGAGCCGCCCACAGUGGCUGGGGAAACCCAGCCAGAUGGGCGGGGUAUAAAUAAUACAUUAUUAUUAUUAUUAUUAUUAUUAUGCUAAAAAUUAUCUCAUGGUGAGGGGGGAAUUCUAGAGAACACAUCUGUUUUGGGACUGCAAGAUGCAACCUAACAAAUGAAGCAAGUCUCAUGGUAUUAGAGCUGUUUUUCUCCUUUUAAAUUGGGGUCCUGGUUUAUGGCAUUCAAGCAAGAGUGGGUGGCAAUUUUGCUUGAAUUCCAUUAUAUUUACUGCAGCUGAAUCUCCUCUUUAUUGUGAAAGACAUCAUCCAGAAGUACUAUUAAUUGACAUCAACGAGGGUUUUGGCUUAUAAUGGGCAGCAGGAUCAGAGUCUUAAUUUGGUAAACUAAUAUAAAAAGCCCAGGCAUUUUCCUUAAGGAUAUUAACUCAUUCUAUCGCUGAAGCUCUGGCCAUGUCUCAAUUCACUGGAGAAAGGAAGCAGAAGCAAGCCUCAGAUCAUUUGGGGCUAGAGAACAUUUGAGUUUAGCAUUAUGCUUCAUUAAAUUAUUGUAUGGGUGGUUGAUUAAAGCAGCUGGUUCUCUUCAGAUUCUUCACUUCAGAAAUGCUUUGUCUGUAUGGCAUAAAGAAAUCUCAUUGGCCAAAUGCAAAAGGGAAUGCCUUUGUUAUAGUGAAGCUAGUAUGUACAAUUGCAAUGGGGAAAAUGAGUUUUUAAAAAAUAAUAAUACUGAAAAUAGGUUAUUGGAAGCGCAGGAAGAAGACUUAUUAUACUGAGUCAGACCACUGGUCCCUGUGGUUCAGUAUUAUCUGCUACCCAGACUGACAGUGGCUCUCCACGGUUUCAGAUAUAAGCUUCCCAUUGGCUGCAGGAGCUUUCUGCGCUCAAGCAGAAACCGUGUUGGAUGUUCGGCUUCCGGAAAAUGUUCACAAACAGGAACACUUACUUCCGGGUUUGUGGUGUUUGGGAGCUGAUUUGUUUGGCAACUAUGCCAUUCAGGAACAAAGGUACCACCGUAGGUCUUUUUGAGCCCUACCUAGCAAAGUUGGGGAUUGGAUCUAGGACGUUUUUCAAGCAGUGCAUGUGCCCUAUCACUGAGCUAUGGGUCUUCCUGUGGCAUUAACAUGGUCGUGUCCAUCAAUGGUCAAAUGAGACAAGCAGGGGAUGUUUAUCACCAUCUUGUCCUGUUUUCGAGCUUCCCAGGAUUUUCUGACUGGGAUAUUUUUUUAAAAUCCUCUGGAGACAGUUUGUUGGGCUUAGUUAGACUUUGUUCUACAGUACCAUGGGAAUUCUAAUACAGUGGUACCUCCGGUUGCAGAUGGGAUCUGUUCUGGAGGUCCCAAGGUUUCCACAACCUGAGGACCGCUUCUGCGCAUGCACGCACGGCAAAACCUGGUGAAAUAAUUUCGGGUUUGCCGCUUUCACAUCCCGAAGUUUACGUAACCGAAGGUACCACUGUACAUGUUUAAUAAAUUGUACUUCUGCCCUCUCAGGUAUGCCACACUAUACCCCCCCUCCAAAGUCUAGAGGGUUUUAAAAUUAUGUCUUUCAGCCUCUGCUCCCUCUCUGGAAAAUAGGAACUUUGGUUUCUGUAAGGCUGAAUGAUAUAUGGCAUACAUAUUACUUUUAGUAACACACUCAAAACCUAACCUGGCUCCCUCCCUCCCAGGCUUGUUGUGAGGAAGAUGGAAUUAUGUGAUCAGCCUGGGCUCCUUGAGGGAAGGAUGGGUUUGGGGUUUUUUUAACGCAACAAAUAAAACAGGGCAAAUAUGUUCUAAUAGAAGUGAGCAAUAGCUCAGUUGGUUAGAGCAUGGUGCUGAUAAUGCCAAAGUUGCAGGUUUGAUACAAUACGAUAAUCUUUAUUGUCACUGUCCCAUACAGAACAACAAAAUUGAAAAAAUCUACACCAGUCAUUCAAACACCAACAAGCCUGCUAUCCCAGCUAUCCCAGCCUGGUUAACCCCCUAAAAACUCUGAUACCCCAUAAUUAAAUACAAUAUACUCCCGCAGAGACUACCUUACACUGCGUUUAAAACCAAAAUCGUGUUUGGAUAAAAACUGUUUCUCAGGCAGCUAGUCCUAGUCUUUAUAGCCCUGUACCUUCUUCCAGAAGGCAGAAGCUGAAAGAGAUCAUUUCCAGGGUGCAUACCAUCCUAUUCUCAUAUGGGACAGCUGCAUAUUCCUUCACUGCAGGGGGUUGGACUAGAUGAUCCUCAGGGUCCCUUCCAACUCUACAGUUCUAUGAUUUUGAAGCAGCUGCUUCACGCAGCCACUGCUGGAAAGUGGAGAACAGCUGCAAGAUGGUGGAGGAGCUGGGAGAGUCAUGUGCAGGGCCAGCCCAAGACAUUUUGGCACCGGGGAGAACCACAGAAUGCCACUCCCCUCCCCUGCCAGUUUAGUAAGAGGGAGGCGAUGGCGUUGAAGAAAGUUUGCUUUAUCUGAGAAAAGUACAAAGCCAGCCUUCUGAAUGCAACUCCCAACACUGUGUAGCCCUCCCAACACUCUUCGCAGUCUGUAUUCCUCACACAAUGAAGCACACAAAAGUCAAGGUGUAGGGUUUUGUGCCCUCUGGAAAUUUCAAGCAGUUACAUUUUUUAGCAUUCCAAUUGUUAUGUACCAAGGUUCAUUGUGAAUUUUAUCUGCGUGAGUUAGAUGCUUUCAGUUUUUUCCUCUGUCUGUUUCACGUCUUUGAACAAAGUGUCCCUUGUUGAAUAAGGUAUUGUCUUUUUUUAAAAAAAACCCCUCUCUUUUACCCAUCACUCCCGCACUAAAAAAUAAAUAAAUUCAGCUCUAUAGGGGAUUAGACCAAGAAAAUUGAUAAGUGGUUUUAGUCAAUGAUUUUUUUUCUAGAAAUAUAAAUGCUGGUACUUACCAUGAAGUUGUUACAGUAAGUGCUACACGUUUAACCAGUGCUUUUCAUCUCAAAAAAAAAAAAAAGGUGCCAGUACUGCGUACCCUUGAAUACACCCUGAAAAAAAGCACUGUUUUUUAGUAAUGCAUGACUUCUCUUCUGCACAGUACCCAAUGCAUUGUUAGCAAGCUAAAAUAGCUGCCCCACCAGCAAGUGUAAUUCAAAGAAGCAAAACUCAAAUUAGUUGACUUGCACUAACUCUUUAGCCAUGCUCACCACACCAGGAUAACAACAAAACUGAAAGUGCAGAUUAUUGGAACCAACUUGAUAACAGCUUGUGACUUGUGGGGAAGGGUGGAGAAGAAAGCACAAGAGUUCAAUGCUACGGCCAGGAGGCUAUUGCUGUGGCUUCACCCCACCAGAUGAUCCUCUUCUGGUCUAGCAACAUCUGGGUGGGCAUCUGCUCUGCGGUCUCAGUCAGGGGUCUUUCACGUUGGUUGCUACCUGAUCCUUUUAGUGGGGAUGCCAGGGAGAUGCCUACAAGCAGCAGAUGUGCUUCUACCACAGAACUAUGGCCUUAUGUGUGUUCACGCUGCAUUAUAUGGGAAAUUUGAGGAAAGUGCUGUGUGGUUGAAGCACCAGAUAACACAUUUGACUGGUUUAAUCCUUGUCAUGUUUUUACAUUGAAAUGUUUCAACUUAAUCUGUUUUUAAGAUACUUCUUUUUAAAAAACAAAACUGAUUUAACAGGUAUGGGAAGCGAUCCAGCCCAGAGACACUGCUCUCCGACCUCUUGUUGAGAGAAAGCACAGAAAAUAUUCCUAGAUCUAGGUAUGUAUAAAAGUCUUUUUGUGAUCAUUAUUGUCACUGAGUUGCUUAAGCCCUUGCUCUAAACUACCAACCCUUCUUUUUGUAAAAAAAUUUUUUAAAAAAAUUGAACAAAUAAGAGGUCAAUUUUUACUUUGCACAUUCUAGAACCGUAUCCAGUUCUGGACCCCUGCUUUAAAGCUAAAGGGCGGGCGGGCGGGGGGGAGUUACUAUAGAAUUUGUUGAAGUUUACAUUCAAAAAAUUUUACAUGCCAAAAAGUUUACAUAAAUCUUCAUCAAUGUGAGACCAAAUAGGAGGAUCAUGAUGAAUUACCCCACCCACAACAUUGCAUGCUUCUCCCCCAACAACCAUGAAUGCCUGUAGGGAAUCGGGACUUUGCAUGCAUAGUUGUUUGCACAAGGGUUCUCCAAGAUCUAGAAGCACAGGGUUCCAGAUCUCUGGGAAGCCUUCAUGCAUACAACAUAUACAUGCAGUGGUCUCCACCCUAUGUAUGACCAUGCUGUACACACAGUUGUUGAGGAAGGAACAUACAUUGUCCGAAGGGGGUCUACUCAACAUGACCUCACUCCUUGCUCCUAUGUCAGGCAUAGGCAAACUCGGCCCUCCAGAUGCUUUGGAACUACAACUCCCAUCAUCCCUAGCUAACAGGACCAGUGGUCAUGGGUGAUGGGAACUGUAGUCUCAAAACUUCUGGAGGGCCGAGUUUGCCUAUGCCUGUCCUAUGUUGACAAACAUUGAACCAAAUAAUGCCAGAAUAGAGCUAUAGAUACGAGAGAUUCUGCAAUUGUGGUACAAACGUACGGAGUGUUACACGAAGAACUGGGCUUUAAUGAAUUGUAAAUAUCUCCUGUCUCCCCCCCCCCCGAAUAUAAUUUCAUCCAAGCCAUCAUGCAUCUACCUUAUUCAAACAGGAUGAUGUUCUGCCAAAGCUAAGCCAGUGGGUUCAAUGGCUGAGAGCUAAGCAAGUGCUCAAGAAUUCUGUGAAAAACGCAUGUUUAAAAUUGGUUGAAUUUGAUUAACUUAAGUCCAUUGGUUUCAGUGGGUCUACACUAAGGAAGACUUAGUCAGAUACCAGCCAGUAGUGAGACUCACUUCAGAGCAAGGAACAAUCCGUUAUAAUAUAAUUCAACAGUUUUUACUCCAUCUCCUGCAGCUUGCACAUAAUCAAACUUUAAAGGCAAAACUAGAAUACUACACACACACACACGGAAUCCAAUUUUCAACACAUUGUUAACAAAAUAAUGUGAUUAUCUGCAACACAGACAGAGAGAAAUAAGUCUAGUCACCAAUUAAUAUGGUGAGCAAUGCUAUGUUCUAUUGGUCUUUUGAUUUCAAAUACAUUUGUUGUUUUUUGUUAUUUGUGUUGCUGACUUCUAUUUUUAUUACUUUUUUCCUUUUGUUGUUGGAAAGCCACUUUGGAUGGGAAUUGCCCUGAGAAGUGGCCUAUGAAUAUUUUAAAGUAAAUUAAAGAUAAAAAAGUAAGUUCCCAGGUGCUUUUCAGCCUUGUGGUCUUCUUCAAUAAAGCAAUGAUUUUACUGGAUUGGUUGCAUUACAGUGGGAUUAAAUUCAGACGCCUAAAUCAGAGUGGAGGACUCUCCUUUCCAGGAAGAAGGCACAUGAUAUAUAUGGGCAGGCAAUGUGUCUUCCAUGCCUUCCUAGGAAAUUAACACCAGAGCCUUCAGACACUCGGCUCAUCCUGUGUUGAACAGCAUCCUCCUCUGUGAAAGUUCUUCUUGGGCUCCUCAUCCAUCUGUCCCUGCAUCCAACAAAGCCAUUGUGUGAGCAAAACAUCUCCCCCUCACACCACAGAACUUCUUCUCCCUCUGUGUGCUACUGGACCCCAUGUGCUCUGGGUAUUCAUUAUUCGGUGUACAAAUCUCACUUGUAACCCUCCUUGUCUAUGAAUUGGGUUGCGCGUGGUGCAUAUGUCUUUGAGUGAACUUAUAGUAGUCCUGAAAAACAGUUUAAAUAUUUCUAUUCUCUCACUGACCACCAGGAUAUGUUUUUCUCUGUGCUACAGGUACGAAGAUCCUUCCAUGUGGUGAUGGGAAUGAACCAUCUUCAGUAUUUUUCCUAGUUUUCACUUCAUGUCCCAUUGCUAAGAAGACCAGCUGGGAGUAUCACACCCGCCAAAUGCAUGCAGCCAUCGUACUGAAUUCUGUAGUGUUCUCCCUUCCUUCUCCUUGUACAUACAUUUGUUUAAAUAAAUUACUUGUGCACUCCAAAUGGUAACAUUUUAAAUGUGUGUGUCAAAAAAAGGCCCAUUAUAAUGGGCAAGGGUUUCUUUUUUUAAAAAGCUAUUAAAACUGAGUUACAACCUCUUAACUGUCUCAAGUAGCAUGAACAACAAUCAGAGUACCAACUUCAGUACAGUAGUUGUAAAAAGUGACAUUUGUUUGACAAUUUUUUCUGGCCUUGGGACUCACUUUUAAUAUUUAUUUUAUAGAACAUUAUUUGUUCCAUUACAAUUAUUGCCCAUGAUGCAACUGAGAUAAAAAA
Molecule: messenger RNA, 14665 nt
Organism: Podarcis lilfordi (Lilford's wall lizard)
Lineage: Eukaryota; Metazoa; Chordata; Lepidosauria; Squamata; Lacertidae
Source: the annotation of a GenBank genome assembly